CUAACUUCAUAAACACAUGGUUCGCUUUUUUCAGUGCGCUUACCGGUACUUUUACUUGAUAGUUGAAAUGGUUUGCGAAGCAUGUUAUUAAAAAAAUAUUAUAUUGUUAAAAAAAAGUAAUGUGUUCCUAUACCUUAAUUUUGUGUAAUACCUUUAAUUGUUUAUUAAUAAGGCGAUCUUUUUAGAGCUUGUAAAUUACUACGGAAUAGAAAGACAUUUAUUAAAAUUAAGAAGAAAUCUUCUAUAGUAGUGAAUACUAACAUGAGUCCUAGUCAAAUUAAUUUAUUUUCAACUGAUGAUUUAAAUAUAUCAGACCAAAGCUUGAAAAGAUCAUAUUCAGAUUCGAUUGAAAAAGAAAAUCCUGUACAAAACAAUUUUUAUGGGCGAAAAAAAAAGAAGUCUUUCAGUCAAAAAGAUAUUGAUAAAGCAGUACAAACAUCAACUAGUGGAUAUAUGACAAGAUGUAGAUUACUUAAACAGUUAAAAGAAAACAAUGAAUUAAAUCCGGCUGAUGAUGUAAGAACUGUUUCUAAAAUUGAAGGUACUAAAUCAAAAAGGAUUUCAGGGAAAAAAAAUGGAAAAGGCAGAAAAAUUAAAAAAAAAGGCCAGAACAAUUCAUUUAACUAUGUUUUCACUCAUGAUAUAUUUUCAAAAAAUGAUAUAUAUCCUAAAAAGAAAAAAAAUGUUAUUCCUUCAUUAUUUGAGUCAGAGUCAGAAUCUGAAGAUGAUAAUAUCAAACUAAUUAAUAAUUCAAUUGAAUCUCAUGUACUUGAUAAAACAAAAGUUUUCGAACAUAACUUAGAUUCUGUACUUCCAAGUCUAAUUUCUAAAGGCGGUGAUGUGAAAACCUACACUAAUAAAAAGACAAUCUGUUCAAAAAUUACUGAAGCUUGUGAAAAGCAAUCUAAUACAUCUGUAGAAAAAAAGUUAAAUUCAAUCCAUGAUUUACAGUUAAUAAUGAAUGAACCAUUAAUAACGAAUGAACUUAACUAUUCAUCAAAUCCAAUCUCCAACCUUCUAGUCAAUACUAAAUCAUCUGUUAAUACCAAAUAUUCAUCUCUUUCAUCAAUAUGUAAAGAUACCAAGAAAAGCACAAAUAUAUUGAAAUUAUAUCCUGAAAUCUCAUCAGAAUGUUCAAGUUUAUCUAUGUUAAAAAGCUGUUUAAAUCCAAAUGAGCCUGUAGAUAUUUUAUCAAUGAAUGAUCAACAAAAAUCUAUUUCAGAUUCAAAUGACUGGAUAUUUAAUGAUUCUAAUGAUCUUGAACAAUUUGUAGUUACUCCAGAGUAUGUUAAAAAAUUAGAAGAAGAACUUAAAAUGGAAUCUAAAAUUACCAAUAGUACCAGCAAUAAAAAUAAAAUACAAGCUAAUGUCUUGGAAUUGCCCAUUGAACCUAAUCCUGAAUUUAAUAUAGAAAAAAUUCUUCAGGAUAAUCAUGAUGUUCAAUUAAUUAAAAAACCAGAUGUAUUUUCAAAGAAUAUCACAAAUUCCCAUAAUUAUGUAGAUGAAAACCCUUCUUGUAGUAUUUUUAAUGUUGAAGAAAUUUCUCCAUCUAAUGAUAAUAAAUCAUUGAGUAUAACAAAUAUUAGUGAAAAUAUUACAAAAAUUAUACAAGAAAGUAAAAAUGAUAUAUCGUAUUUACUUAAAGAUUCCAAUGAUGAAAGUGUUAAUGAAAUGAAAUCUCAGAAUAUUGAACUAUCUUUCAAAACUCUCAAUGAUUCAUUUCAUGAGUCUAAUUUAUUAACAGAUUCCAAUGGUGAAAGUGUUAAUGAAAUGAAAUCUCAGAAUAUUGAACUAUCUUUCAAAACUCUCAAUGAUUCAUUUCAUGAGUCUAAUUUAUUAACAGAUUCCAAUGGUGAAAGUGUUAAUGAAAUGAAAUCUCAGAAUAUUGAACUAUCUUUCAAAACUCUCAAUGAUUCAUUUCAUGAGUCUAAUUUAUUAACAGAUUCCAAUGGUGAAAGUGUUAAUGAAAUGAAAUCUCAGAAUAUUGAACUAUCUUUCAAAACUCUCAAUGAUUCAUUUCAUGAGUCUAAUUUAUUAACAGAUUUUUCUCUGUGCGGUAAAAGAAAGCAAUCACAAAUUAGUAUAUUUGACUUGCAUAAUGUUCCCAACCAUGAUAAUAAUUGCAAUGAUGUUAUUAAAAUACCUUUUAUAAAUUAUGAAAAACCUAUUAACUUAUUUAGUUCAAAUAAAAUUGAAGUUGUAGAAAUUCCUUUGUCUAUUGAUAAAAAAUGCAAUUGCAAAACAUUUUUUUAUGUAAAUGUUGAUAAUAAUAAAAUUUUUAAUUCAAAAUCAGAACAUCAUGCAUUUGAUAUUAACUUAAAAAAAUCUCGCAGUGAUAUGUACACUAAAAAGCAUAUAGAAGGAAAUAUUCUGCAUGAUUUAAUAAGUAAAGACAAGAAAUGCUUAAUCAGUCAAAUGAGAAGUUCUAAUUUUGAUAUUCCCUUACUAUUGGAAUUAGAAGGAAAAGAAAGUAUAUUAAAACCUCUGGAAAUUUCUCAUAAAACAACAGUGUCAAAUGAUAUUGAUCCUAACAUUUUAAGUAUUCUAAAAGAUGUUUAUGUGGAUAUUGAUUAUUUAUCUGAUAACUGUGAAACUCGUGAAAGAGACAAAACUCCUAGUAAGAAAUUGAAGUUCAAAAACACCUUUGAACCAAGUGUCACAGUUUUAACUCAUAAUGAGAAAAAAAAAUGUUAUACUAUAAACCCAUAUGAAAAUAAAGCAGUAAAAAAUAUGAAUUCUAUUUCACCAAAUUUUAAUUUAUCUACUAACAAAAAGGCUCAAAUUAAUUGUUCCAAAGUUAUGACUAAAGCACCACAAAUUAAUGCAGACAAGCAAACUAAUUGUUCUUCAUAUAAUGUAAAUAUUGAUAAUUAUUUAAAAAAUGCAUCUGGUAAUCCCUAUUCAGAAAAGUGUAAUUCAAAUAAACAAAAUUCACAGUUUUCUACUACUGCUAAGACAAUUGAACUGUCUGAAGAUGUCAAUACUUCUAUUAACUGUAGUGAAAAACUAUUAAUUAAAGAAAAAGAUGUGUCAAAUUUAUUACCAUCUUCAAAAUGUGAACAUUCUUAUAAUAAUAGUACAUUUUGUAAAGAAAAAUUCUUACCUAAAAAAUCAACACCACUUAAAGUUCAUACCAUUAUAGACAAGAAAGAAUCGUCAAAUGAUAACUCAAUGAUUGAUGUUUCAGAUACUAAACAAAAUUUAUCUACAUUAUUAAAAAAACCAACCUACAAAGAAAAGUCUUUUAAAGCAGAAAGUGAAAGUUCCAAUAUAUUAUUGCGUUCUAGAGAACUUAAAAAUUCAGGUACCUCAGAAAUUGAUAUUCCGUUAGAAAAUAGUCCAUCCAAAAUAUAUUCAAAUAUAGAACCAUCAUUCAAUAAUAAAAAUAGAAUAAAUACCAGUGUUAUCAAUGAAGAUCAAGUUUUUUAUAAAAGCAUUUUUGAAGUAAGAAAUAUUUCUAAUUCUAGUUCAGAAAAUUCGUUUGAAGAUAGUUCAAGUGAAGAUGAAUUGUUGAUCUCAGAAAGUUUAAAAAAUUCUACAUUCAAUACUUUUCAUAAAGAAUCAUUAUGCAGUAAAAAAGAAGAAAAUGAUUUUAAUAAUGAGUACAAUAAGUUUCAAAAAACAGAUCUUCAAGAUUUUUCUAUGGAUCGUAUGCACAAUGACAGUAAUGAUAUGCCAUUUAAAAUAAAUUCACAUUAUACAGAUAUUAAUUUUCAACCUGAUAUUUCUAAAAUUUCUGUUUCUCCUAAUUCUUCUAAAUAUGCUAAACAAGAAGUUGUUUGUGAUAAAAGCUUAGAUAAUGAAAAUAAUAAACUACCUUAUAAUAAUAUGUUUGAUCAAAAUUUCUGCAAUGUUUCAACGGAUAAUGAAAGUUCUGAUGAAGAAGGAAAAUUGCAAAUCGAAUGUCCAGUUGAAAAUUGUUCUAAAAAUGGGUCAGCUAAUAUUACUAGCAUGAAUUCUCAAAAUAUUAAUGAAAAUAACACAGAAAUAAACAAAAAUGUUUCAGAUUCGAAAAUUGAUAAUUCAUUUUUUGAAAAAGUCAAUGUGUUUUAUACAAAUGCCGAUUCAAAAAAAGAUUCUGAUAUUGAUAUAAUCCCUUUAGACAUAAUUGAUGUAACAAAUAAAUGCAUAACUACAGAUAAAAAUAAUAGCUGUGAACCAGAAAACAUUCUAGAUGACAAAUUGGCUCUGAAUAAAGAUAAUGAUUUGAAUUUUAUGUCCUCUGACUUGUCAGUUGACACAUGUAAUGAAUUAUUCUCGAUAUUGUGUACAAAAGAUAAAAAUGAAUUUUCCAAACAAAUUCAAGAUAUAUUUAAAGAAAUGAUGGUGGGUGAACCUUUUGUUCCUCUUUGUACUCAUUUAGUAGCCGAGACUGAUACAGAAAAUAUGGAAUUAAAUAGUAAAAGUACCACUUUUGAUGAAUCAUUAAAUGUUAACAGUGUUGCAAAUAUCACAACUAAAGUUGAAAAUGAAAAAGAGCAAAAUGAAUAUUUUUCAAAAUUAAGUGAAACAGAGCAACCAAUUCCAGAUAGUAAUACUAUGUGUAAAAGUGAAAAUAUAGUAUUGAGUAAAAAGGAAAAAAAAAAAAAUAAUAACCAAAAAAAUCCAUCAACACAAAAAAAAAAUAUUAAAAGUAAUAUCAAAAUUAGGCUUACUUUUAGGGAUUUAAUAAAUUCUAACAAACCAAUAAAUGAACUUUUGGAGUCAAAAGAAUUUAGAAAUUUACGUUUUUUCAACGAAGGAGAAAUUGCCAGUUCUAUUGGUGUGUUACUUUUUGAAAAAAUGAUUGCAGUACCUAUUAUUAAUGGUUUGGCACCUUUUAAAAUUGACUAUUCUCAAUUAGAAAGUCCUCAACAAAUUGAGCGGCUAAGGGAAAUAAAUUUACAUAUAGAAUGCCCCACAAUAGUUAAGUUAACUUCACUUACUUUAGCAUUAGCCAAAAUGAUAAGAAAGGAUUCAUUUAUUUAUUUGGUAUUAAGUGUUAUUCGAAAAAAUGUUUUGAAUAAAAAAAUGAAUAUGAAUCAUGCAAUUGACAACUUAAUAAUAACUAAUACAACAUAUUUUGUCGAUAUAUGUGUUCGAUUAAGACUUUUAAAGACACUUCAGACAUUUAUUUUUGAUUCAAUGGUUAUAUUACCAAAUAAAUACUGUUGUGUAAUAUUCAUAUCAUUAUUAAUGUGGAAAAAUUGCCUGCCCAUGCGAAUAAAUGAUGAAGAAGAUCCAGUUCUAGUAAGUGUCAUAUCAUGUAUAAUAGCUAAACAAAAGUUAUAUUCUGAGCAAAUUGCUGGUUGUGACAUUUUUCAACGUGAAUUGAUUAAUUUAUUAUCUAUUCAUUUCAAUUACUCAUUUAACACUGAUUUACCUGUAAAUUUUAUACAACAUAUAAACAAGCCAGAUUUUUUUGUAUCCAUUGUUGUUUUUUUGAAGUGUUGUAAAUCUAAAGAUAUGGUUGAGUUUAUUUUGAAUUGCCUAUUUCCAGCCUUGGAGUAUUAUCUAAAUACUCAAAUAAACGAAGAAAAUACUCUUAAAAUUAUGCAGUCAAUAAUCAUGUCUAUCAAGCCUUUUAGAACAUCAUGUAAUGCUAUAAUAGCCACUUAUUUAAAUAAGUAUAAAAAUUCUCUUAAUACAAAAAAAAGUGAAAAAGAACAUAUUUACAUUACUAUUUAUAAUAGUUAUAAAAUACUGCAGGAAAAGUUUAUUGAAUAUUUAAAAGAUAGUCGUAUACGAUCUAGGUUAUUUGAAGAAUGUCUUAUAACUAUUGUUAUGGUGUUGGGAUCAGUUGACUAUGCUUCAAGUACUAUAGCAAUAAUGAAGUAUCAUCCAAAAUACAAACCUUCUUCAGGCUUAUUGAAAAAGUACAUUGUUUAUAAAUCAAUUUUAGGCCCAGAUUUAUGGGAUAAAUUAACAAAGAUGGAUGAUGUAAACAUGAUUAAGUGUAUUAUUAAUAGCGCUGUUUUAAAAAUAAAGAAUUUUAGCGAUAUUAUGUUAAAAUUGCAUACUCUUGUAAAUAGCUUAUGUUUAACAUAAUUAUAUUUUAUUGACUUUUAAUAUAUUAAUUUAUUGACUGUGAUA
This is a messenger RNA of Daktulosphaira vitifoliae (grape phylloxera), 6072 nucleotides long. Its product is annotated as probable serine/threonine-protein kinase DDB_G0282963. The coding region runs from base 262 to 6027 and encodes 1921 amino acids. The record is from RefSeq and is a predicted model, not a curated record. NCBI's taxonomy places the organism in Eukaryota, Metazoa, Arthropoda, Insecta, Hemiptera, Phylloxeridae. The transcript is spliced from 43 exons.